Protopolystoma xenopodis is the source of this 990-nucleotide messenger RNA. The record is from the annotation of a GenBank genome assembly. Lineage: Eukaryota; Metazoa; Platyhelminthes; Monogenea; Polystomatidea; Polystomatidae.
AUGUUCUUUCGAUUCACAGCAGAAGAAGCCCGCGAGCUUAUUCAACGUUAUCUCACCGAACAUCCGGACCCCAACAAUGAAAAUAUCGUUGGAUAUAAUAACAAACGAUGCUGGCCAAGAGAUAGUCGAAUGAGACUAAUGAAACAUGACGUCAAUUUGGGACGCGCUGUAUUUUGGGAUAUAAAAAAUCGCCUCCCUCGUUCGGUAACAACCAUAGAUUGGGAUGCUAGCACCUUUGCCUCCGUAUACAGCAAGGAUAAUCCAAAUUUGCUUUUCUCCAUGUCUGGUUUCGAAUGCCGUAUUCUUCCUUCGUGUAGAGCUAGUGGUCAAGCCACAGACAUCAACUUGCCCAGCGGAGUUUGGCAUCUUCAGAAUGAGGUGACCAAAGAACGUACUGCUCAAUGCUUCCUUCGUGUAGAUGAUGAGUCAAUGCAGAGAUUCCACAACCGUGUCCGACAAAUACUGAUGGCCUCCGGCUCAACGACAUUCACCAAAAUCGUCAAUAAAUGGAAUACUGCAUUGAUUGGUUUAAUGACCUAUUUCCGAGAAGCUGCUGUGAGCACUGUCAAUCUUCUUGAUCUUUUAGUCAAAUGCGAGAAUAAAAUCCAGACUCGCAUAAAGAUCGGCCUAAACUCCAAAAUGCCUGCCCGUUUUCCUCCCGUCGUCUUCUAUACACCCAAGGAACUUGGCGGUCUGGGUAUGCUGAGCAUGGGGCACGUCUUGAUUCCUCAAUCUGAUCUCCGAUGGUCUAAACAGACUGAUGUGGGUAUCACUCACUUCCGUUCUGGUAUGAGCCAUGAUGAAGAUCAGGUGAUUCCUAAUCUCUUCUCCUAUAUACUGACAUGGGAAACGGAAUUUCGUGACUCACAAAGUGUUUGGGCGGAGUACGCCCUUAAACGUCAAGAAGCCAAUGCACAGAAUAGGUUUGUAGAAUUUAUUUUGUUUUUAUAUUUUUGUGAUAUGGAGUCCUGUAUUCAAUAUUUAGGCUAA